AUGGCGGUCCGUGGCUACCCACACGUAGCGUUGCCGCUGGCCACUGUCCUUCUCCUCGCCGCCCUCUCGGCGUACCUCUUCUCCUCGGGCUUCCUCCUCUCACGGGUCACGGUCCCCACCACUGCGAGCAUCGAUCAGCAGCGUCCGCCCUGGGUCCCAGCUCCGGCUCCGGCUCCGGCUCCAUCGAGCGCAGACUCGAGCUCCAAUACGGACUCUCGCUCGUCAGCCACAGCGGCGCCGACGGUCCACGAGCCUAAGCGGAUCGUGAUGGUUGUCAUCGACGCCCUCCGCUACGACUUUGCCUUUCCGCCGCCGCCGUCGUCGGACGAGUUCAAUCCAGCGUUCCAUGGCCGGCUGCCUGUGCUGGAAGACAUUGCCGGGCCUGGCGGGGCCGGAUUGGCGGUGCGGCUGCAGGCGGAUCCGCCGACAACCACCAUGCAGCGGCUCAAGGCGCUGAUGUCUGGCGGCCUGCCGGCAUUCAUCGAGAUCGGGUCCAACUUUGACGCCCAGGCGCUUGACGAAGACUCGCUGCCGCUGCAAAUGCUGGGCGGCGGGAAGCGUGUGGCGUUUAUGGGCGACGACACGUGGGGUGGCCUGUUUCCGGGCCUGCUCGGCGCCGAGCCCGCGCUCUUUGACUCGUUCAACGUCAAGGAUCUCGACACGGUCGACGCCGGCAUCGAGGCCCGCCUCUUCCCGCUGCUGGAGCAGCCUGCAGACGGUGACGCUUACGACGCCAUCAUUGCGCACUUUCUCGGCGUCGAUCACGCGGGCCACACCUAUGGGCCGAACCAUCCGCGGAUGUCGGACAAGCUCGAUCAGAUGAAUACCGAUAUCGCCCGCGUUGUUGCCGCCCUUGCUGACGACGACCUGCUGGUGAUCCUCGGCGACCACGGCAUGACGUCUGACGGUGGGCACGGCGGUGCCACGCUUCUGGAGACCGGCUCGGUUCUGGUGGCGUACUCCCCGGCACGCGCCUACUCUUGCCUGAGCACGGCGCUUCCGGCAGGCACCGUUGUUGAUGCGUACCAGAUCGACAUGGUGCCCGCGCUGGCGACGCUGCUUGGCCUUCCGAUUCCGUUUUCAUCGAUGGGUGUGGCCUUUGAGCCGCUCCUCUGUGCACUUCCGCUCUCCCGCCUCGAGACUGCCCGCUUUGCCAACGCGGCACAGAUCUCGGGCUACCUGCACGCGUACGGCGCGACGCCGCGCGGUGCGGCGGUGGCUGCCAAGCUCUCUCCUCUCCUCGCCGAGCUCGAUGCUGCGCUGGCGAGCAGCGGCGAGGGCCGGAGCCAUGUGCUCCCGCCGCUGCUGCGGAGCCUCUCGGACGCUGCCCGCGAUCAUUUCACCACCUUUGACCUUGUGGCCAUGGCCAGCGGCCUGGUGUGCGGUGUGCUGGCGCUCUGCUGGCUAAUCGCCAUUGCUGCGGUCGUCCGUGCACCGCAGGCCUCGUGCUCGCCGACAGCGCUCACCAUCCACGCCAGCAUUGCCGCUGCUGCGGUAUUCUACGUUGUCUACCGAAUGCCGCAGGGCAUGGUGGGCGUGCCGAGCGUUGCAGACAUGCUCGGCACCGCCGGGUCGGGAACGCGGAUCUCGGUCGGCAUCGCGGCUGGGUGCAUGGCUGGCAGCCUGCUCGCAGCGUGGUACAUGAUGAGCGAGGUGUGCGGCGGAGUGGCCGAGCUUGCAGCCGGCAUGCGGCUGGUCAACGGGCCAUGGUACGGCGCCGGUGCGGUGUUUGUUGUCCUGGUUGCCGUGGCGCAGCUCUCCAACUCGUACGUUGAGGCGCUCGCGUCGGUGGUCCGGUACCUCACGCUCACCGGCGUGCUCCUCUCGUGGCGGGCCGGCGCCAACGCCUACGUCGAGCUUGGGCAGCCGCUGCUGCCGGCCAAGGCAUGGACCAUUCCACUCAGCUCGUUGGCCGGCCCGCCGCUGUGGCAUGUUGUGCACGUGCUGUGGCUUGCAGUGACGGUGCUGGCGAGCGGGUAUUCAGUGUGCGCCCCGGAGCGGGCGAGCUGCGCCGGCUCAUCGUACGAGGUGCCGCUGCUGCUGCAGCUCUCAGCGCCGCUGCUAGUCGGCCUCGGCGUUCACCGAAUUGUGCGUGGGCGACGCAACGAGCUCGAGCGCGGCGAGGUGGUGGCCAAGUAUCUUGUGCCGGGCAUCGGCGGGCUCAUCUCUGCGCACUGGACCCUACACGCGCUCUCGAUCCUCCCGGUCUCGAACGAAUCGCCAGUCGGCAUCAUGGCCAACGUCGCGCUGCCGCGUGCAGUGUACGGCCUCGCCUUUGCCGCACUGGCGCUUGUGGUGGGAACGCCCAAGUUUGCUUUGACCCAGCUAGUGCCUGCGCGCCGGGAGGGCGAGGAUGCGCGUCUGCUGGUGGUCGGCUUCUCGACAGCGCUUGGCUCGACGCUCCUCUGCGCGUGGGCGGUGGUGGCGCUGGUAGCGUCGAUGGUUCUCGGCUUCCGCGCCGGGUGGUGGCUGCUGCUGGUUGCGGCGUGGAUGGCUGCAGCAAGCAAGGCAGCGCACAUGCUGUCGGGCCUCCACGCCAAGGCCAAGGGCCUGUACCGACGCAAGGGCGUGCAGAUCAUGCACGACCGAGCGCGCGACUCGUUUGAUGGGGUCAAGAAGCGGCCGGGCCUUGUGCGGAGCGCCGGACGAGCGGCCGACGUGCCGGGGCGGUUCUUUGGCUCGACGGCAGUGCUCUGGUCGCUCGGCUUGCUGCUCUUUUACUUUGCGUCGGGCGGUCGGUACGCCUUUGCCUCGCUCCGUGUCGACGCCGCCUUUGUCGGCUUUGUUCGGCUCGACUCGCAGGUUGUGGGCGGGGCGCUUGUGGCACUGGCAACGCUCGCCGCGCCGAUCUUGUUUGCACUCGGCAUGCCCAUGGCUGUGGUCUGGUUUGAGAGCCACAAGCUCCAGCGCGACUACCACCGCGACGCGCUCCUGCGGCGGAUCCGGUACCCUCUGGCAGCCGGCGCCAUGGCUUUCCUCAUGGUCGAGAACCGGCACCUGAUGGCGUUCCGUGUCUUUGCGCCCAAGUUUGCCUUUGAUGCGGUGCUCGCUCUCUCGGUACUGGCUAUCUCGCUCUGCGCGUGGCUCCUCACCAAGCGGAUUGUCCGCUACCUGGCCGACGCCGUGGCGCCGCACAGCCACACCGACGGCAGCUCUGGCGAGAACAUUGUUGAGGCGGCAGCGUCUUUGUGAGGUUUCGGCGCAAUGGCUAGCGCCGGACUGAAGCCAGCGGAGGGAACGAGGCGUUCUUGGAGAGAACGACUGUGGCCCGCUCGUGCGAGAUGUAGCCCUUCAUGUAUCCCUUGUAGAUAAAGUUGGCGAGCAGGCACUCGGUCUCUGCGUC
Thecamonas trahens ATCC 50062 is the source of this 3343-nucleotide messenger RNA. Its product is annotated as GPI ethanolamine phosphate transferase 3. Lineage: Eukaryota; Apusomonadida; Apusomonadidae. Gene Ontology annotation, cellular component: endoplasmic reticulum membrane. The record is from RefSeq and is a predicted model, not a curated record. The transcript has 2 exons. Gene Ontology annotation, biological process: GPI anchor biosynthetic process. The coding region runs from base 1 to 3192 and encodes 1063 amino acids. Gene Ontology annotation, molecular function: mannose-ethanolamine phosphotransferase activity.